AUGAUCGCGACCGGUGUGUGCGGCGUGGCGCUGGUUUUGGUUCUGAUGGUGCUCAUCCCGGCCAUGGUCAACUCCGCCGGAACCCCAGCCCGCUACGAGAUGCUCGGCGCCUGCCAAAUGGUGUGCGACCCCCAGGGGACCACCACGGUGCCAGCGAAGGCGGCCAGUGAACCGGUCAAAGACAACCGCCUGGUGCAAUCGCUGCCCACCUUCAUUCAGGGUCCGCAAGGCGAGCCGGGACGCGCGGGGAGGACGGGUCCGAGGGGCCCCGUGGGGGAGCCCGGACCGCCCGGACCCGCCGGCCCGCCUGGGGAACGAGGAGCGCCCGGUCCUCCGGGUCCAUCGGGAGCGAGCGGACCCACGGGGGCCAUUAGCGCGGCCACGUACAACACGGUGCCAAAGAUUGCCUUCUAUGCAGGACUCAAGAAGCAACACGAGGGCUAUGAGGUGCUCAAGUUCGACGACGUGGUCACCAACCUGGGCAACCACUAUGAUCCGGCUACCGGCAAGUUCACGUGCUCCAUACCGGGGAUUUACUACUUCACGUAUCACGUGCUGAUGCGUGGUGGCGACGGAACCAGCAUGUGGGCAGACCUCUGCAAGAAUAACCAGGUGCGAGCCAGUGCCAUUGCGCAGGACGCCGACCAGAACUACGACUACGCCAGCAACAGCGUGGUGCUGCACCUAGAGCCCGGCGACGAGAUCUACAUCAAGCUGGACGGUGGCAAGGCGCACGGCGGCAACAACAACAAGUACAGCACCUUUUCGGGCUUCAUGUUGUACGCCGACUGAAAACAAACCCAGGGGCUCGUCCACUCGCUCUCUCUCUCUCUCGCUUGCUUCCUCCCUCGUACGCUCCAUUACUUGUUGGAUUAGUAGAGACAGAGCUUCGCAUCGUCCUUGUUCACCAAACGAGCCUGCCGGGGAGAUUGUAAUGUAAUUGUUGACAUGUAGCCUGAUUGAUGUACAGCUGGAUGAACUGUGAAGCGCUGCCAUGUUGUAAUGUAGCUGCUGCCGUAUAAUAUAACAUGCUAUACAUGUGUGUCUUGAACCAAAAUUAUACACAACGCUUCAGAAUGCUUUCUCAGUAGCGCCCCUUGGAUCUGUUUUAGGCUCACUAUAGUUCAUUCGUUCGGCAAGCCUUGUGAAUGGAACGGAUUGGUAGUGUUUUGAGCAAUGUUUUCCGAUCAAAGUCAGAAAUGACUCAUUCAGUUGUCAAACGUAUCUGAACGAUUAUCCUGAUAGUGUGUGCUUUUACUCCACUGCUUUAAAGAUGCUCAGGGUCGACAUUGCGCACCAUUUGUACCCUCAUAGUCGCAUAAUGUCGUAAACAAGUAAUUGACACCCCAGCCAACAGGUUUAUAACUGAUUAGAAAUGUCAAAAGAUGCGCCAAAUCACUAUUUUUCUAUGAGUGUCUGCUCCUCCUCACCCUUCCAUGUCACAUUGCUUGACAGCAUGAUGCCACAAGAUGGCGCCAAAGCACACAAUUUCCAUUGAACAUGGCUUUGACGCCAUCUUAGGGCAUCUCAGAAAGUGCAGAAAAAUAACAAGAGACUUACAGAUGUCCCCAAAGCUGCAUCUUUAAUCUGUGUUUUUAUUUGGAGAAAAUAGAUUGCAUUUUGAAGCAAUCUGGAGUGACGCAUGAUUCCAAAAAGCUGCCAUCUUGAAAUAAAAAUGCCGUCCUUCUCGUCCAAAAGGACAGUUGGUCAGGCGGCUCGCUGGCCAAACGGUUCGUCAGCACACAUGACAGCAACAUGUCCUUGACCCCCCGGGUGACACGCCAUCGAUCCACCCGCUGUCAACCCCCUCCCCGACACCACUCUCUUCCAAAUAUGAAUAUUAUAUAUAAUUUACAGUUUUAAUCCUCCCGCAAGAUUCAUCAAAAGUUUGGCCCCGACCGCGGCGGCCAUUGAUCAUGGCAUGAAGUCACCCUGUGAAGCCACCUGUUCCCAGACGAGAGAGGAGAGCGCGUCCUUCAUCUGGGCCCUCCCGUUAGACGCGCCGCCGAGGGGGCCGACUCGUUUGCCGCCGCCGUGACAUGACAGCGGCCGCGGCAUACUGAUGAGCGGCGUGCUCGUUAGGAAGCGGCAGCUAUGCUAACACGCGUGUGCUUUUGUGACAUGGACUGGAACGGGUUUGUUUGGAGUUUACACAUGGCUGCUAGUGAAUGAAAGCUGACAAUUAUAGUCAAUGUAUUUAAUCCCAAUAAGAAAUACAUUUACGUGAGUCUCUGUGGACUAAAUUUGUACUUCGGAACCUGAACAUAGUUUGUGAUAGUGUAUAUGAAUGAAACUUGUGUGGAAAUAACUUAAGAAAAGGGUUGUACGGUAUCGCCAGCAAUCCUUCAAAUAAGCAAAACAUGGUUGUCUGCCUCAAGGUGUUCACUUGUCAUACCCACUUGAAGUUUAAUGAAGAUAUAAGAAAUGUCUGGUGUCAGACUGAAGUCCAUAUGUCCAGAUUUGGUUAGUUUUUUUUUUAAAAGCGAAUUAAUACUAUUGAACAGUCCCCAUGUGAGUAUAUUCUUUUUACAACCUGUUUUACAGCAUGUUGAAAAUGGCUGACUCUCUUUGACGAUGCUCUGGGAAUGGCUAAACAAACAUUUUUUUUGUUUUUUUGUUGCUUUCUUUAAAAGUGAUCGUUCCAGCGAUACGGGGAUCCCAGCAA
Messenger RNA from Syngnathus typhle (broad-nosed pipefish), 2665 nucleotides. Its product is annotated as complement C1q-like protein 3. The transcript is spliced from 2 exons. The record is from RefSeq and is a predicted model, not a curated record. NCBI's taxonomy places the organism in Eukaryota, Metazoa, Chordata, Actinopteri, Syngnathiformes, Syngnathidae. Gene Ontology annotation, molecular function: protein binding. The coding region runs from base 1 to 792 and encodes 263 amino acids.